This is a messenger RNA of Entelurus aequoreus (snake pipefish), 2700 nucleotides long. Its product is annotated as phospholipase B-like 1. The transcript is spliced from 12 exons. The record is from RefSeq and is a predicted model, not a curated record. Lineage: Eukaryota; Metazoa; Chordata; Actinopteri; Syngnathiformes; Syngnathidae. Gene Ontology annotation, molecular function: glycerophospholipase activity. Bases 96 to 1757 code for a protein of 553 amino acids. Gene Ontology annotation, biological process: phospholipid catabolic process. Gene Ontology annotation, cellular component: extracellular region.
UGCUACUGUCACGAGAUCCAGUAGUUGUCCUUCACGCUUUCACCAGCAGACCAACUUCCUUCAAGUGCUCUUGGACCUUGCCUUCUUUUUAUUACAUGCUUUUUAUUCCUGCACAAACUAUGUUUCUCACAGCUUUUAUUCCUGCACAAACUAUGUUUCUCACAGCUUUCUCUCUUCUCCUCUUCUUCAACGUGGCCUCCACAGCCGGCGAGGUGAGCACAGCCACGGUGUACUGGAAUGUCCAUGACAAGACGGUCCUGCUGAAGGAGGAUCACCUGGGAGCAGAAGGUGAUGCAUACGGCUUCUUCAACAACACCCUCACCACUACUGGCUGGAGCGUGCUGGAGGUCAGAGCUGGAUACGGAGACACGCCCCCUUCUGACCAGCUCACCUUCUACCUGGCGGGCUACCUGGAAGGCUUUCUGACUGCACAACAGAUGGAAGCUCACUACACCAACAUGUACCCUCAACUCAUCACUGACCCCACCAUCCUGGGCCCGCUGCACACCUUCAUCAAGCAGCAGGACUCUUGGACCAGAGAGCAGGUGAAAAGCCAGAAGAGUUCUGACCCUGUGUGGACACACACUGGCUUCAUUGUGGCGCAGAUGGACGGCCUGCAGGCGGGCGCUGCAGAGUGGGCCAAGAGACGAGGCAAAAAGCCGUUGUCCCUGUUUGCCAUUCAGUUCCUGAACGCCGUGGGAGACCUGCUAGACCUGAUCCCCAACUUGGUCCCGAGCUCCGCUGCGCCGCUCAAACACUUGAAACUUCCAGGGAUGGGACACUGCUCUGCACUCAUAAAGCUGCUGCCGGGCUUCGAGAACCUCCUCUUCGCCCACUCCAGCUGGUACACGUACGCCGCCACCAUGCGUAUCUACAAACACUGGGACUUCCACAUCAGCGAGCCGCACACGGCCACUGGCAAGCUGUCCUUCAGCAGCUAUCCAGGCUUCCUGGUGUCCCUGGAUGACUUCUACCUCCUGGGGAGCGGUCUGAUGAUGACGCAGACCACCAACAACGUCUUCAACUCCUCCCUUUUCCGCGCCCUCACCCCCAAAAGCCUGCUGGCCUGGCAGAGGGUCCGACUGGCCCACAGUUUGGCGCAUACAGGAGAGGAGUGGGCCAGCAUCUUCUCCAAGUACAACUCUGGAACCUACAAUAAUCAGUACAUGGUGUUGGACAGGAGCAAAGUCAAGCUGGGCCACAGUAUCAGUGACGGUGCCCUGACUGUGGUGGAGCAGAUCCCUGGGCUGGUGGAGUACUCGGACCAGACCCAAGCGCUGCGUUUGGGCUACUGGCCGUCCUACAACGUCCCCUUCCACCAGAACAUCUACCGGCUGAGUGGCUACCAGCUGAUGUGGCAGCACUACGGCCAGGACUUCUCCUACGACCUGUGCCCCAGGGCCAAGAUCUUCCGCCGUGACCAGGCCCACGUCAAGGAUCUGGACUCCUUAAAGCACAUCAUGAGGUUCAAUGACUACAAGAAGGACCCGUACUCUCAAGGGAACCCCUGCAAGUCCAUCUGUUGCCGUAACGACCUGAAGGCAGAAGAGCCCUCGCCAGGCGGUUGCUAUGACACCAAGGUGACGGACUUCCAAAUGGCGGGCAGGUUCCAGGCGCAGGCGCUGAACGGGCCGACCACACAGGACGGACUGCCGCCCUUCAGGUGGGAGAAGUUCAGCCAGGUGAGCCACCAGGGUCUACCUGCCUUCUACAACUUCACCUUCGUCAACAUGCAGCCUGUCCUCUUCCGCCCGUGAUUGUGUCCUGCCACACGGGGGUCCAAAAGCAGCAGAUAAUAGGAGCCCCAAAACACUUUAAAAGGGUAAUAAAAGAGCAACGAGGUGUGAUUCAAGAAGAAGAUGUUGCAAUAGUGUAGGCAGGCUUUUACUUUGAAAAGAGGUGUGAUUUAAGAAGAAGAUGUUGCAAUAGUGUAGGCAGGCUUUUAUUUUGAAAAGAGGUGUGAUUUAAGAAGAAGAUGUUGCAAUAGUGUAGGCAGGCUUUUAUUUUGAAAAGAGGUGUGAUUUAAGAAGAAGAUGUUGCAACAGUGUAGGCAGGCUUUUACUUUGAAAAGAGGUGUGAUUUAAGAAGAAGAUGUUGCAAUAGUGUAGGCAGGCUUUUACUUUGAAAAGAGGUGUGAUUGAAGAAGAAGAUGUUGCAAUAGUGUAGGCAGGCUUUUAUUUUGAAAAGAGGUGUGAUUGAAGUAGAAGAUGUUGCAAUAGUGUAGGCAGGCUUUUAUUUUGAAAAGAGGUGUGAUUGAAGAAGAAGAUGUUGCAAUAGUGUAGGCAGGCUUUUACUUUGAAAAGAGGUGUGAUUUAAGAAGAAGAUGUCUCAAUAGUGUAGGCAGGCUUUUACUUUGAAAAGAGGUGUAAUUUAAGAAGAAGAUGUUGCAAUAGAGUAGGCAGGCUUUUACUUUGAAACUCAUUGCUCAGAAAAGAAUAACAACUUAUAAUAAACACAUGGGAAGUUGCUCUAGAGAUUUAAAAGUACAAAUGAAUUGAAACUACCACCAUCAACGUGUGAAGGUGGAAGGAAUAAGUUGUGGGUUCAACUUAUCAGAAAAAUAAAUAAUAUAUAUAUGACUUAUUUUUAAGACUUUUAUAAGUGGAGGCCUUUUGGAUCUUUUUUUUACUGUCAUUGUUUUAAAAGAAAUAUGAAUAAACCAAAAGCAUUUUAGUUAUGAAUGAUUGACUCUUCUAAGGU